Molecule: messenger RNA, 8500 nt
Organism: Hyla sarda
Lineage: Eukaryota; Metazoa; Chordata; Amphibia; Anura; Hylidae
Exons: 20
Coding region: 455-8440 (2661 amino acids)
Biological process (GO): negative regulation of transcription by RNA polymerase II
Molecular function (GO): DNA-binding transcription repressor activity, RNA polymerase II-specific
Source: RefSeq, a predicted model, not a curated record
CUCCGUGUAUGCGGGACUCUGCUGUCACAUGAUCAUUAUCACAGGUCCUUUAAUCACAUUCUCUUCUAUCAUGAACUGUUGAGCUCCGCCAACUCCUGUCACAUGAUCCUCCCCACAGGUCCUUCAGCCACGGUCACAUCUAAACUGCUAAAUUUGCCUCCCAAAUGUACUGGUCACAUGAUUGUGACAUCAUCACAGGUCCUACACCUCCAGCAUGUAGCAGAUACAGAGCAGGUCCUGGUGGGGCAGUCACUGCUAUUGUGUGUGGAGAUCUCUCAGAGCAGCAGCCCCUGAUCAUGUGACUCCUCCUCCUCCAUGUGACUGAUCACAUGACGGUGACAUCAUCGCAGGUCCUGUAAGCACAUGGCUCCUCUACAGAUACAGGUUUCUCCAAUCCAGGAUCCUCUGCUGAUAUCUUCUAUAUAAGAGAAUUCUCCUGGAUGACCCAUCAACCAUGGAGAGAGACAGGAACAAGAUGGCCAACAGGAUCAUAAACCUCACCCUACAGAUACUCUUCCGGCUUACUGGAGAGGAUUUCACAGUAGUGAAGAAGUCCUCUAGUGGGUGCUGUCAAGCCCCUGUGUGUGAAGGAUUGGGAAGAACCCUGAGCCCAAUCCCGGGGCCCCCACCUCACUCCCUGAUACAUGAGGAAAUGGAUGAACAGAAGAUCCUAGAACUCAUCAACAAGAUGAUGGAGCUGCUGACUGGAGAGGUUCCUAUAAGGUGUCAGGACGUGGCGGUCUAUUUCUCCAUGGAGGAGUGGGAGUAUGUAGAAGGACACAAGGAUCAGUACAAGGAUCAGGUCAUGAUGGAGGAUCAGCAGCCCCUCACAUCACCAGUCAGAUCCAGUAAGAGAACAGCACCAGAGAGGUGUCCCCGUCCUCUUCUUCCACAGGAUGAUCAGGGUGAAGAUCCGAACAAUAUUAAAGCUACAGAGACAGAUGUGAGCGGCGAUGAGCAGGAUAAGGAGAACUUUCCUACGGAGAAAGAUCUGAUCUAUAUUAAUGCUACAGACAUAAAGGAAGAAGAAGAGACAGAUGUGAGCAGUGAUGAGCAGUAUAAGGACAUUCCUACAGGGGAAGAUCUGAUCUAUAUUAAUGCUCCAGAGACAGAUGUGAGCCAUAAUAAGCAGUAUAAGGAGGACAUUCCUACAGAAAAAGAGCUGCUCUAUAUUAAUACUACAGACAUAAAGGAAGAACAAGAGACAGAUAUGAGCGGUUAUGAGCAGUAUAGGGAGGACAUUCCUACAGGGAAAGAUCUGAUCUAUAUUAAUGCUACAGACAUAAAGGAAGAACAAGAGACAGACGUAAACAUUGAUGAGCAGUAUAAGGAGGACAUUCCUAUAGGGAAAGAUCUGAGCUAUAUUAAUGCAACGGACAUAAAGGAAAAACAAGAGACGGAUGUCAGCAGUGAUGAGCAGUAUAAGGAGGACAUUCCUACAGGGAAAGAUCUGAUCUAUAUUAAUGCUACAGAUAUAAAGAAAGAAGAAGAAGAGACAGAUGUGAGCGGUGAUGAGCAGUAUAAGGAGGACAUUCCUACAGAGAACCGCACUGAUUCUUGUACCAGGAGAUCAGAGGAGAAUCUUAUAUCUUCAGAUUAUAAAGCAGAUGAUGAUAUCACACAAGAUACAUAUGAAGAACAUUCCAUUAUCCCAGAUACACCCUCAGCCCUUCACAGCCAAGAUCUGUCAUCUCAUCCUUAUAUACAGGUCCUGUCUUCUCAUUCAUCACAGGAUGUUCAGCAAAAAAAAGGUCACAGAAGGGAUGUUGGACAUCAACGAGCUCAUACAGGAAAGAAACCAUAUUCAUGCUCAGAAUGUGGGAAAUGUUUUACUAAGAAAUCACAUCUUGCUGGACAUCGAAGAACUCACACAGGAGAGAAGCCAUUUUCAUGCUCAGAAUGUGGGAAAUGUUUUACUUUUAAAUCAAAUCUUGUUGUACAUCAGAGAACUCACAAAGGAGAGAAGCCAUUUUCAUGUUCAGAAUGUGGGAAGUGUUUUACUCGGAAACCAAAUCUUAUUGAACAUCAAAGAACUCACACAGAAGAGAAGCCAUUUUCAUGUUCAGUAUGUGGGAAGUGUUUUACUCGGAAACCAAAUCUUAUUGAACAUCAAAGAAUUCACACAGAAGAGAAGCCAUUUUCAUGCUCAGAAUGUGGGAAAUGUUUUACUUUUAAAUCAAGCCUUGUUGUACAUCAAAGAACUCACACAGGGGAGAAGCCAUUUUUAUGUUCAGAAUGUGGGAAAUGUUUUACUUUAAAAUCAAGUCUUAUUGUACAUCAACAAACUCACACAGGAGAGAAGCCAUAUUCAUGUUCAGAAUGUGGGAAAUGUUAUACUCAUCAGCCAAGUCUUAUUAGACAUCAAAAAACUCACACAGAGGAGAAGCCUUUUUCAUGCUCAGAAUGUGGGAAAUGUUUUACUCAGAAAUUAGACCUUGUUGUACAUCAAAGAAGUCACACAGGGAAGAAGCCAUUUUCAUGUUCAGAAUGUGGGAAAUGUUUUGCUCAGAAAUCAUAUCUUGUUGUACAUCAAAGAACUCACACAGGGGAAAUGCCAUUUUCAUGUUCAAAAUGUGGGAAAUGUUUUACAUUUAAAUCAGGUCUUGUUGUACAUCAACGAACUCACAUGCGAGAGAAGCAAUUUUCAUGCUCAGAAUGUGGGAAAUGUUUUGCUCAGAAAUCAGAUCUUGUUAAACAUCAAAGAACUCACACAGGAGAGAAGCCAUUUCCUUGUUCAGAAUGUUGGAAAUGUUUUACUCAGAAAUCAGACCUUGUUGUACAUCAAAGAACUCACACAGGAGAGAAGCCAUUUUCAUGUUCAGAAUGUAGAAAAUGCUUUACUCAGCAAUCACAUCUUGUUCAACAUCAAAGAACUCACACAGGGGAGAAGCCAUAUCUAUACAAACCCGAAAUAGACGCCUUCCUAGUUUGUGGACCUACCUUUUCUUCAAAAGAGGAGGAAGACAAUUUGGAAGUUGAGACACUUGGAGAAAAUGAGAAGGCGGCAGAGAGAAGAUGGGGAAGAACCCUGAGCCCUAUCCUGGGGACCCCACCUCACUCCCCGAUACAUAAGGAAAUGGAUGAACAGAAGAUCCUAGAACUCAUCAACAAGAUGAUGGAGCUGCUGACUGGAGAGGUUCCUAUAAGGUGUCAGGACGUGGCGGUCUAUUUCUCCAUGGAGGAGUGGGAGUAUGUAGAAGGACACAAGGAUCAGUACAAGGAUCAGGUCAUGAUGGAGGAUCAGCAGCCCCUCACGUCACCAGUCAGAUCCAGUAAGAGAACAGCACCAGAGAGGUGUCCCCGUCCUCUUGAUGAGCAGAAUAUGGAGGACAUUCCUACAGGGAAAGAUCUGAUCUAUAUUUAUGCUAUUGACAUAAAGGAAGAAGAAGAGACAGAGGUGAGCGGUGAUGAGCAGUAUAAGGAGUACAUUCCUAUAGGAAAAGAUUUGAUCUAUAUUAAUGCUACAGACAUAAAGGAAGAAGAAGAGAAAGAUGUGAGCAGUGAUGAGCAGUAUAAGGAGGACAUUCCUACAGGGAAAGAUCUGAUCUUUAUUAAUACUACAGACAUAAAGGAAGAAGAAGAAGAGACAGAUGUGAGCGGUAAUGAGCAGUAUAAGGAGGACAUUUCUACAGAGAAAGAUCUGAUCUAUAUUAAUGCUGCAGACAUGAUAGUAAAAGUUGAAGAAGAGACACAUGUGAGCGGUGAUGAGCAGUAUAAGGAGGACAUUCCUUCUGGUAACCACCCAGAUUCUUGUAGCAGGAGAUCAGAGGAGAAUCUUAUAUCUUCAGAUUAUAAAGCAGAUGAUGAUAUCACACAAGAUACAUAUGAAGAACAUUCCAUUAUCCCAGAUACACCCUCAGCCCUUCACAGCCAAGAUCUGUCAUCUCAUCCUUAUAUACAGGUCCUGUCUUCUCAGUCAUCACUGGAUUUUCAGCAAAAUAAAAGCCACAGAAGGGGUGUUGGACAUCAACAAGCUCAUAUAGGAAAGAAACCAUAUUCAUGCUCAGAAUGUGGGAAAUGUUUUACUUUUAAAUCAGGUCUUGUUACACAUCAAAGAACUCACACAGGAGAGAAGCCAUUUUCAUGUUCAGAAUGUGGGAAAUGUUUUACUCAGAAAUUAGAUCUUGUUAGACAUAAAAGAACUCACACAGGGGAGAAGCUAUUUUCAUGUGCAGAAUGUGGGAAAUGUUUUACUGAUAAACCAAGUCUUGUUCAACAUCAAAGACAUCACACAGUGGAGAAGCCAUUUUUAUGCUCAGAAUGUGGGAAAUGUUUUACUCGGAAAUCACAUCUUGUUGUACAUCAGAGAACUCAUACAGGAGAGAAGCCAUUUUCAUGUUCAGAAUGUGGGAAAUGUUUUGCUCAGAAAUUAGAUCUUGUUAGACAUAAAAGAACUCACACAGGGGAGAAGCCAUUUUCAUGUGCAGAAUGUGGGAAAUGUUUUACUGAUAAAUCAAGUCUUGUUCAACAUCAAAGAAAUCACACAGGGGAGAAGCCAUUUUCAUGCUCAGAAUGUGGGAAAUGUUUUACUCGGAAAUCACAUAUUGUUGUACAUCAAAGAACUCACACAGGAGAGAAGCCAUUUUCAUGUUCAGAAUGUGGGAAAUGUUUUGCUCAGAAACCAGAUCUUAUUAAACAUCAAAGAACUCACACAGGAGAGAAGCCAUUUUCAUGUUCAGAAUGUGGGAAAUGUUUUGCUCAGAAAGCAAAUAUUGUUAAACAUCAAAGAACUCACACAGGAGAGAAGCCAAUUCAGAGCAAUAGCAAUAGCUACAUUGAAAGGACUAGCUGUCAUUUACCACAGUGGUUGGAUAAUAUUCCAAAGAGUCAAUUUUUACGUUUGAGAAGGAAUUGCACAAUGCUGGAAGACUUUGAAAAUGAAGCAAAUACUCUGAAAUCCAAAUCUUUGAGUAAAGGAUACAAGGAGGAAAUAUUAACCAAUGCAAUGGAUAAAGCAUUUAUCACAGUUAUCCCCAAAGAGGGUAAGGACCCCAACCUGUGUCAAAGCUAUCGACCGAUUUCCCUUAUUAAUGUGGAUGCCAAAUUAUACGCCAAAAUGCUUGCGCUGCGAUUGAGCCCGCUCUUAGGUGCCCUCAUCCACCCUGACCAAGUGGGAUUUGUCCCCGCCAGAGAGGCUCGAGACAACACCUUGAAAACCUUCUCUGUCAUGCACUACGCCCAGACUGCUCGGCUGCCGUGCAUCCUGUUAUCCCUGGAUGCCGAGAAGGCCUUCGAUAGAAUGGCGUGGGGGUUCCUGAGGGGUGCUCUCACGCAACUGGGUUUAGACCCCCUAAUGCUCCAGCGUAUUUUUGCUCUCUAUGCCAAUCCGCAAGCUAGGGUCAGGGUCAAUGGGUCCUUAUCCUCCCCUAUCACCAUCCGCAAUGGCACCAGACAGGGUUGCCCCCUUUCCCCCUUACUCUUUGUUCUAAUGAUGGAACAUCUCCUCCAGGCUAUUAGACAAUGUGAAGCGAUCAGGGGGGUCCCGAUAAAGCAUGAAGUGGUCAAAUGCGCGGCAUUUGCCGAUGAUUUAUUGUUAUACCUUUCUGCCCCUGAUGAGAGCCUCCCUGCUCUCCUCUCACUUUUGGAUGAAUAUGCCGCCUUAAGCAAUUAUAAGUUAAAUGUUUCUAAGAGUGUUGCCCUCGAUGUCUCCCUGGGCCCGCAGGCUGUUUUGGUGCUCAAGGGGCGAUUCGCCUUUCGUUGGGCGUCCUCCUCCUUCACAUAUUUGGGGAUUCAGUAUCUCUUCCUGACUCUUCCUAUCUUCCUCCCCCGCUCCUUCUUCCAGACUCUCAACAGACUGUUUACCCGCUAUGUCUGGGGCUCACAUGGACACUGUAUGGCCCGACGGGGUCUGACUCGACCGAAGACGGACGGGGGACUGGCCCUUCCCGACCCCUAUUUAUAUUACCUGGCCUCGGUUGCCACUAGGGUUAUGGACUGGUUCCACCAUCAAGACCGUAAGCUUUGGGUGCGUUUGAAGGCCCUCCUUUCCCCGCUCCCACUGACGUCCCUUCCUUGGAUGCGAGCGUCCUAUUGGUCUGCUGCUCACUUGACGGGUCUCCCGCUAGUGGCGCGGUCAGUGCUCCGGGUGUGCCUCCGUUACUUGGGUGCGGCGGGCCUCCUACGCCCCAAUGGCCCUUUGACACCGAUAUGUGGCAACCCUGACUUCCCCCCGGGGAGACUCUCUAGCUCUUUCCUGACAAGGCUGCGUGGGACAGUGUUCCAGUUUGUCCAUGUCCUUCACUCUGGGUCCCUGAAGUCUCUAGCGGAGGUCCUACAGGGGCAACUGACACACUUCUACGCAACCUGGAGGCUCUCCUUAGACCUCCACAGGCCAUCCUUGUGUAUAGCUGACAACUCUCCAGGUCAUCUUAUUUCGGUGCUCUAUGCCCUUCUGCAGUCGAGUGAUGAUGCUCGGGCUCUGGCCCAUAGGGAGGGAUGGUCCCGGGAGAUGGGCCGCACCUUUGCCCCUCAGGACUGGGAAAAGGCGUGUACCUUGUGCCAUAAAUCCUCCGUGUCUGUUAAAAUUCAGGAAACAAAUUUCAAAAUCCUGUCGAGGUGGUACCGUGUGCCGACUUUGCUUCACCGAUGCUACCCGUCAGUCCCUGACACGUGUUGGAGGUGUGGCUCUGCCCCUGGGACCAUGGUACAUAUCUGGUACGAUUGCCCUCUUAUUACGCCCUUUUGGUCGGUAGUCCUAGACGCAGUCUUCAGGAUUGUGGGCUUUGCUGUUCCGAGGUCCCCUCAGGCUGCCCUGCUGUCCAUGCUGCCGGGCCAGAUAAGGUGUCAGGACGUGGCGGUCUAUUUCUCCAUGGAGGAGUGGGAGUAUGUAGAAGGACACAAGGAUCAGUACAAGGAUCAGGUCAUGAUGGAGGAUCAGCAGCCCCUCACAUCACCAGUCACAUUCAGUAAGAGAACAGCACCAGAGAGGUGUCCCCGUCCUCUUCUUCCACUGGAUGAUCAGGGAGAAGAUCCAAACAAUACUAAUGCUACAGAGACAGAAGUGAGCGGUGAUGAGCAGUAUACGAAGAACAUUCCUACAGAGAAAGAUUUGAUCAAUAUUAAUCGUACAGAUAUGAAGGAAGAAGAAGAGACAGAUGUGAUCGGUGAUGAGCAGUAUAAGGAGGACAUUCCUACAGAGAAAGAUCUGAUCUAUAGUAAUACUACAGACUUAAGGAAAGAAGAAGAAGAGACAGAUGUGAGCAGUGAUGAGCAGUAUAAGGAGGACAUUCCUACAGGGAAAGAUGUUAACAAUUUUGAUGCUACAGAUAUAAAGGAAGAAGAAGAGACAGAUAUGAGCGGUAAUGAGCAGUAUCAGGAGGACAUUCCUACAGGGAAAGAUCUGAACAAUUUUAAUGCUACAGAUAUAAAGGAAGAAGAGACAGAUAUGAGCGGUGAUCAGCAGUACAAGAAGGAAAUUCCUACAGGGAAAGAUCUGAUCUAUAUUAAUCCUUCAUAUAUGAAGAAAGAAGAAGAGACAGAUGUGAGCAGUGAUGAGCAGUACAAGAAGGACAUUCCUACAGGGAAAGUUCUGAUCUAUAUUAAUGCUACAGAUAUAAAGGAAGAAGAAGAGACAGAUGUGAGCGGUGAUGAGCAGUAUAAGGAGGACAUUCCUACAGGUAACCACCCAGAUUCUUGUAGCAGGAGAUCAGAGGAGAAUCUUAUAUCUUCAGAUUAUAAAGCAGAUGAUGAUAUCACACAAGAUACAUAUGAAGAACAUUCCAUUAUCCCAGAUACACCCUCAGCCCUUCACAGCCAAGAUCUGUCAUCUCAUCCUUAUAUACAGGUCCUGUCUUCUCAGUCAUCACAGGAUGUUCAGCAAAAUAAAAGUCAUAGAAGGAAUGAUGGACAUCAACGAGCUCAUACAGGAAGGAAACCAUAUUCAUGCUCAGAAUGUGGGAAAUGUUUUACUUUGAAAGCAUAUCUUAUUCAACAUCAAAGAACUCACACAGGGGAGAAGCCAUUUUCAUGUGCAGAAUGUGGGCAAUGUUUUACUAACAAAUCAAAUCUUCUUGUACAUCAAAGAACUCACACAGGGGAGAAGCCAUUUUCAUGUUCAGAAUGUGGAAAAUGUUUUAUUCAGAAAUCGCAUCUUGUUAAACAUGAAAAAACUCACACAGGAGAGAAGCCAUUUUCAUGUGCAGAAUGUGGGAAAUGUUUUACUAACAAAUCAAAUCUUCUUGUACAUCAAAGAUCUCACACAGGGGAGAAGCCAUUUUCAUGUUCAGAAUGUAGAGAAUGUUUUACUCAGAAAUCACAUCUUGUUAAACAUCAAAGAACUCACACAGGGGAGAAGCCAUUUUCAUGUUCCGAAUGUGAAAAAAGUUUUAAUAACAAAUCAAAUCUUCUUGUACAUCAAAGAAGACUCUGCAAGACUCUGCCAUGGCAUCGCCCCCAUUCCACCAAAAUCCCUCCUCAUGUCUCACCCCAACACAAAAAAUAAAAAAAUGUUUUUAGUAUAUAUAUAUGUUGUGUAUAUAUAUUGUGAAUUCAAAUAGAGAAA